AUGAUCAAAAAUUGGAGAGUAGGAGAAGAGAAUAGUUCAGAUCAAAAUGACACUUCAGAAAACAAGGGGCAACAACUGAAGAAAGAUAACGUAGCGCCUGAAGAAGUGGUUGAAAUCAUAAAAGAUUACAGAACAACGAACAAAAUCAAAUACGUUCAGUAUCAAGAAUCAACCCACGAUGGAAGUUUGGUGGACAAAUUGAAGGAAGUGAAAGAUAUCUUCAAUCAAACGUCCAACGAAAUGGAAUGGGAAAAAAUUAAUAUCGAGGCCGUGGACGAAUUACGUAAGGAGCAAGGGAUAAACAACUAUGACGAAGCAAAGAAUUGGGCCUUGGAAAAAAAUAAUUUUUUCCUUUUAGGACAAAAGAUUAUUAGUUUAGCGGAAAAAUCAAAAAUAUUCCAAGAAUAUACUACCCUAAACGAAAAUUUUAAACAAAGAUUGGAGAACGAAAAUCGCUACCAAGAUGAAAAGAAGAUUGGCGAAAAAAGACCAAUAUUAGAAUCGCCGAGCAAAUGGAGUGACUUAGAGGAUGAAGAGGAGAGGAACAAGGCUUUCAAGGCAUUUUAUUUGGAAAAAAGGCAACGAGAGCUGAUCCUAUCCCCUUCCGUGAAAGAAGACAAAGAAGAAGAGGAAGAAGAAGAAUUAGAACCUAAGGCAUCACCAUCAAAGAAGAAUAGUGGAAGUGGAAAGAAAAAGAAGAAGAAGAACAACAAGAAGUGA
Messenger RNA from Rhizophagus irregularis DAOM 181602=DAOM 197198, 720 nucleotides. Lineage: Eukaryota; Fungi; Glomeromycota; Glomeromycetes; Glomerales; Glomeraceae. The record is from RefSeq and is a predicted model, not a curated record.